Molecule: messenger RNA, 532 nt
Organism: Cladophialophora immunda
Lineage: Eukaryota; Fungi; Ascomycota; Eurotiomycetes; Chaetothyriales; Herpotrichiellaceae
Exons: 1
Coding region: 1-420 (139 amino acids)
Source: RefSeq, a predicted model, not a curated record
AUGACGACUUCCACCAGCACUUCCAGCACUUCGUCCGCGGCCGUUUCCCUCGCGGCAGCCCCAACAAGCGACUGCGUCAAUGGCGAACAGUACCAAGCCGACGAAUACUGCGGCUGCACCUACACCACGCUUUGCAGCACCCACCCGACGUACCCGGACGACACCUUGCUCCUGGGCAUUUACGGGCUGGCCCUCGUCACCGACAACCGCGUCGAGUACUGCGCGGACAAGUGCGACGUCGACUCGCUCUGCGUGAGCGCCUUCGUCAACGUCGAGGAGCAGCUCUGCUAUCUGUACAACGAGCUUCCGACCGGCGGGGUCGACGAUGCAAACUACGACUCGGUCCAGAGGGUGAACAACGGGGCCGAUUCGUGCGUCAACGACACCAACGGCAUCUGUCUGGCCAACAUACCUGUUUAAUUGGAGAUGGUAAAAGCUCGGCUGAAUGGUGGGAAAGGAAGGGAAAAUAUGUUGGUUCUCUUCACUGGACUACGUUCCAUUUAUUGGGGGUCCAAGACAAGUUGGUUUGGAG